CAUGGGAUCCUGCCCCCUGCACCAGUGGGAGCGCCGCUGAGGUCUCCACUGCGCAUGUCAGAGCGCUGGACAGCUCCAGAGAGGGAAAUUUAAAAACGGUUUUUCGAGAAUCAAGUGCAAUACAGUACAGCGGCUCAGCAGCGGCUCUCACAUUCUUCAGUAUCAACCAAAAACAGCCUAUUUUACUGCAGAGAUACUACAUAUUCCAGGAAAUGAUAGAAGGAGGAAUAACUUCCAGGAUGUCAGGAAUAACUGAGAAUGCUGGACAUCAUCCGUCUCCACAGGAUUACAGGCUUCUGACCACGGACCCCUCCCAACUGAGGGAGGAGGACCUCCCUGGGGACCUGCAGUCUCUGUCAUGGCUCACCUCUGUGGAUGUGCCCCGGCUGCAGCAGAUGGCUGAUAGCAGAGGCCACAGCAAUGGGCCCUCCCAGGGCAGCUUGCUGGAGCAACAGACAGCUCAGAUGAACAACAUGACUAUGACCACAAGUCAGGGCUCCAUGCUCCACCUCCAGAGUAAUAUGCAGCACAGCCCUCUGGGAAUCAGUAUCAUCAACACCCACAGUGGAAAUAUGUCUCCGUUCUCAAUGAAUGGGCUGCCUUCUCCAGGAUACCAGUGCCCUACCUCAGUCUACCAACCCACAUCCCAGCAGGUGUACUCUUUAAGCCAAACUGGACAGCAGUGUACAACUGGUGGACUCUAUAGCAAUGUCUCAUUCAACAACCAAAGUCUAUUCACACAACCUCGCCUGGCUCCACAAGAACAGGAGCUGCAGCCGAAGUCUUUCCCCAAGCCAAUCUACUCUUACAGCUGUUUGAUUGCCAUGGCUCUGAAGAACAGCAAAACUGGCAGCCUCCCAGUCAGUGAGAUCUAUAGCUUUAUGAAGGAACACUUUCCUUAUUUCAAGACUGCACCUGAUGGAUGGAAGAAUUCAGUCAGACACAACCUCUCCUUAAACAAAUGCUUCGAAAAGGUGGAGAACAAGACGAGCAGCUCAUCCCGUAAGGGCUGCUUAUGGGCAUUGAACCCCGCCAAAAUUGACAAGAUGGAAGAAGAGAUGCAGAAGUGGAAACGCAAGGACCUCCCAGCCAUUCGGCGCAGCAUGGCUAACCCUGAUGAGCUGGACAAGCUGAUCACAGAUCGCCCAGAGAACUGCAGACGAAAGCCUUUAGAGCCAGGCAUGACCCGGCUGAACAGCUGUCCAAAUGCCCUCCCACUGCCAGUCCCAGCCCAAAUGCAACCUCAACCUAUAGUCACGCUGUCCCUGCCGUGUUUACCCAUGCACCAGCACCACCAGCUUCAGGCCCAGCUUCAGGCUCAGGCUCGACUGGCCCCCAUGUCCCCUGCCCCAGCCCAGACUCCCCCUCUCCACACAGUCCCCGACCUGUCCCACAGUCCGCUCACCCAACAGCCCAGCAAACCCCCUGAUGAUUUCUACAACAUGCAAGGGGACGCUCACACAGAGGUGGACGCUCUGGACCCGAGCAUCAUGGACUUUGCCCUGCAAGGUAAUCUGUGGGAAGAAAUGAAGGACGACAGCUUUAACCUGGAUGCUUUAGGCACCUUCAGUAACUCGCCUCUCCGACUAUCAGACUGUGACUUGGGAACAGCCAAUCUCCCUCCCGUCUCCAGUGGCGCAAACCUGUCGCUGUCAGACGUGCAGGUGACGGGGCUCUACACCUCCUACGCUUCCCAAGAUGCCCUGUCUUCCCAGUACAUGGGAGCACCAUCUAACAGCAAGCCUAUUGCCCUGCUCUGAACCAGC
Messenger RNA from Pelmatolapia mariae (spotted tilapia), 1766 nucleotides. It is a transcript of the gene foxn4, whose product is annotated as forkhead box N4. NCBI's taxonomy places the organism in Eukaryota, Metazoa, Chordata, Actinopteri, Cichliformes, Cichlidae. The transcript has 10 exons. Gene Ontology annotation, molecular function: transcription cis-regulatory region binding; DNA-binding transcription factor activity, RNA polymerase II-specific. Gene Ontology annotation, biological process: regulation of transcription by RNA polymerase II. The record is from RefSeq and is a predicted model, not a curated record. The coding region runs from base 213 to 1760 and encodes 515 amino acids.